AUGGAACGCCAGUUGUUUAUGACUGUUUCUAUCUUAUGUGUACUGAUGUACCAGGGUUUUUGUUCUGGCGUUUUCGAGUUGAAGCUGCAAGAGUUCCUAAACAAGAAAGGAGUGUUAGGCAAUGCAAACUGCUGCAGAGGAGGAACAACGUCUGGCUUCCAGCAGUGUGAAUGUAAAACAUUUUUCCGAAUCUGUUUGAAACACUACCAGGCUAAUGUGUCUCCUGAGCCCCCAUGCACAUACGGCGGCACGGUUACUCCAGUGCUCGGGUCCAACUCUUUUCAGGUUCCAGAAACAACAUCGGACAAUUCUUUCACCAAUCCAAUAAGAUUCUCCUUCGGUUUCACAUGGCCUGGGACAUUCUCUCUAAUCAUUGAAGCUCUUCACACCGAUUCUGCAGAUGAUCUUUCAACAGAAAACCCCGAACGGCUGAUAAGUCGUAUGACCACUCAGAGACACCUCACUGUGGGAGAAGAAUGGUCCCAGGACCUUCACACUGGGGGAAGAACGGAGCUCAAAUACUCCUACCGCUUUGUCUGUGAUGAGCAUUACUACGGCGACGGCUGUUCAGUGUUCUGCCGUCCACGAGACGAUGCCUUCGGUCAUUUCACCUGUGGAGAGCGUGGCGAGAUUGUCUGCAAUUCGGGAUGGAAAGGACAGUACUGCACAGAACCAAUCUGUCUCCCAGGCUGUGAUGAUGAGCAUGGGUUUUGCGACAAGCCUGGUGAAUGCAAAUGCAGAGUGGGGUUUAGAGGACGUUACUGUGAUGACUGCAUCCGCUACCCAGGAUGCUUGCAUGGAACCUGCCAGCAGCCCUGGCAGUGCAAUUGUCAGGAGGGUUGGGGUGGCCUCUUCUGCAACCAGGAUCUCAAUUACUGUACACACCACAAGCCGUGCAUGAACGGAGCCACUUGUACCAACACUGGUCAGGGGAGCUACACCUGCUCCUGCAAGCCUGGCUUCACUGGGGCCAGCUGCGAGACUGAGGUUAAUGAAUGUUCUGAAAACCCCUGCAGAAAUGGAGGCAGCUGUACUGAUCUUGAAAACACUUACACUUGUGCUUGUCCCCCUGGUUUCUAUGGCAAAAACUGCGAGCUAACUGCUAUGUCCUGUGCUGAUGGCCCAUGCUUUAAUGGUGGGCGCUGUGCUGAUAAUCCUGAUGGGGGAUACUACUGCCAGUGCCCCCUGGGCUAUGCUGGCUUCAACUGCGAGAAGAAGAUUGAUCACUGCACCUCCAGCCCGUGUUCAAACGGUGCUGUGUGUUUGGAUCUUGUCAACUCAUACCUGUGCCAGUGUCUGGAAGGAUUCUCAGGGCUGCACUGUGAAGACAACCUGGAUGAAUGCUCCAUCAACCCCUGCAAGAACGGGGGCACUUGUCAGGACGGGAUCAAUGACUACACCUGCACUUGUCCUCCAGGAUACAUUGGCAAGAACUGCAGUGCCCAUGUCAGCAAAUGCGAGCACAAUCCCUGUCACAAUGGGGCCACCUGCCAUGAGAGGAGUGGCCAUUACAUUUGCGCCUGUGUUCCAGGCUAUGGGGGUCGCAACUGCCAGUUCCUGUUGCCCGAGCAGUCCCAGGGCCAGCCAGUCUACAAUGACCCCAAGAAGUACCAGGAGGGACGUGAGAGCACCUUCCCCUGGAUGGCAGUGUGCUCUGGGAUCAUUCUGGUGCUCCUGUUGUUGGCUUGCUGCGCAGUGCUGGUGGUUUGCCUCCGUGUGAAGUUGCAGCGUCAGAGCGGGUUAGCCGAUAGCCAGAAUGAGAGCGAAACCAUGAACAACCUUACCAACAACUGCCAGCGGGAAAAGGACAGCUCAGUCAGCAUUAUAGGGGGUGCCCCGAUUAAGAACACUAACAAGAAGGUGGACUUCCACAGUGACAAUGGCAGUGGAGAAAAAAAUGGCUACAAAGUCCGCUAUUCUCCCGUGGAUUACAAUCUGGUGCAUGAGCUGAAGCAUGAGGACUUAUUGAAGGAGGAGCCAGAAGGAGGCAUAUCAAAGAUCGAGUCCAAAUAUGAAGCAAAGUGCGAAGCUGUAGACUGUGAGCUACAAGAGAAACACAGAAAAAGUUUGAAGAGUGAUGCUUCAGAAAAGAAAUGUCCAGAACUGAUGUGCAAGGACACAAAAUACCAGUCAGUGUAUGUCAUAUCUGACGAGAAAGAUGAAUGUAUAAUUGCAACUGAGGUGUGAUGAAGCUGUGCCACG
Messenger RNA from Megalops cyprinoides (Indo-Pacific tarpon), 2202 nucleotides. Its product is annotated as delta-like protein D. The coding region runs from base 1 to 2187 and encodes 728 amino acids. Gene Ontology annotation, cellular component: protein-containing complex; plasma membrane. Gene Ontology annotation, molecular function: Notch binding; calcium ion binding. NCBI's taxonomy places the organism in Eukaryota, Metazoa, Chordata, Actinopteri, Elopiformes, Megalopidae. The record is from RefSeq and is a predicted model, not a curated record. Gene Ontology annotation, biological process: cell communication; heterophilic cell-cell adhesion; multicellular organism development. The transcript is spliced from 11 exons.